UUAGUGUAAACCGGAUGUAUACAAAAGUUUUUGACUUAAUUAUUACUUGUAUGUAGUGUACUUUGUAUUUAGUAAACUACUCAAUGUAACGUAAAUUACUAUGAUAAAUGGGCCUAGGUCACAACUAUAAUGAGUUUCCAUUUUAUAAGACCAAGGAGGUACCACCUUUGUAAGGAAUUGAAACUACCUAAACUAUAAAAGUAGUAUGUUAAGCCCAUUAUUAGGAAACCCACAUGUCAGUGAAAGUUUUUUUUAUCCCACAUUAAAAGAGAAGCUUGCCCUGCUUAGUGAUAAACAAUUUUAGUUUACAAAGUUUACAACAAAAUUUAUCCAAUCAUCAUUAACUAUGGAGCCCAAAUUCAUGAAAAAGUUAUUGAAUUAUUUUCGAAAAUCAUGUGAUAAACAAUCACAGAGAGAAGCUUAUAUUUUCUCUUAAAAUAAAGAGUAAAAGUGUUAAAAAGUGUAUCCCACAUUGAAGUAAUAAGAAAGUUGUGCCUACUUUAUAAGGUUAAGGGGGUACCUCCUUAAUAUAAAAAUUGAAUUAAACUAAACGACAGUAAGGGCUUGUUCUCAUACGUUUAUUUUCAGUUUAGUUCAGUUCAGUUCAGCUGAUUUUAGCCUAUUAGAACAGGCCCUAACUUCACAUAUACUCUAAUUAUACUACUACGUAUUAACUUUUGUCAUUGAGAAAAUACAAUUUAAUCUUUGUGAUUGAAAUCUGCAAUAAAUAUGCUUUAUUUGUUGGAAAUUAAUAUUUAUUGCAUAUUAAUUCUUACAAAAAAAUUUUUGUUAGUGCUUCCUUUUAAUUAAAAAAAUAAUACUCCCUCCGUUUUAAUAUGAUAGUCCCAUAUGGAAUCUAUCACAUAAAAUAAGAGAAGAAGAAUAUUUGGAAUCCAACAUUAAAGUAAAAAACAAUUCAUAAAUAGUUUUGCCCUAUUUAAACUUUUUUGUUUUUUUUAGGAAACCGUCAAGUAUAAUUGCAUAAUUCAAGGGAAUAAUUUCUUUACUUAUACUCAUGUCAUCAAUGCACAAUCAUUAAUUUAACCAAUUAUAAUUUAAUAUGUAUAAAAUAGAAAAUAAAAACUAAGUUAAAAGGAGAAUACAUUCAAUAUGGGUAGAUCUUUUUGAAACGCCCAAAAUAGUAUAUGAGACUAAUAAAUUGAAACGGAGGGAGUAAUAACUUGUGGUAGAAAUAACCAUAAAUUAUGUGAUUUUUUUUAAAUCAUAAAUGUUCAUCCAUUAGUCACCUGAUCCAUCCGUUUCAUCCGUGGAUGAUGGAUGGACGGAUAUGGAUGAUGAGUGAAUCAGGUGAUGGAUGGGAUGUAGAUGUAGCGAUUUGAAUGAUGGAUGGAUGCGGGUGAAGCUCCACCCGAUCCGAAUACGAUCCAUUGUCAUCUCUAAUGCAAAACGUGGAAUAAUAAUAGAAGAAUCGCGAGUCGGAAUCUCUGAAUUUUUGGACAAGUUGGUGUCAAUUUAACAAGUGACAGGUUCAUGUCAAUAUUUGCAACAUACUCUUAAGUUGGUGUCAAUGAGUGUAAUUUUGCCAAAUGAAAAACUGUAUAACUAAACAUUAUUAACUAAGCUAAUUACACGUGCAAUAAGUCUUGUAUAAUGCAAACUUACGUUAAUUUUAUUAUAAGAACGUCAAUUUAAUUUGAAGGUAACUUUAACAAUUUUUAUGAUAAUUUUAAUUCCUUAAAAGCUAACUUUUCAUUUGUAAGGAGCUUGAUUGUAUUUUAAUGUAUAGUAUUAUAUGCUAUAUGAAGGCUAAGACUAAUCUAAUAUAUACAUUUUUAAAGAUAAAAUAUUUAUGUUAGUAAAAAGACAACUUUUGUAGUGUAUAAAAGUAACUUUAAAUAUUUGUAGGGUAACUUUAACUCUUCUUACAAUAAGUUAAAUAAAGUUGCCCACUUAAUCAAGAAUUUGAUUUUGUUAUAUUGAUCUCAUUUGCAAUACUACAUUCAUGAGGAGAAGGAAGGUCUAAUCAUAUAUUGAUGCGGUUCCAAGGCAUCAAUAUUGUUAUUAUAAUUAUUUUUAUUGUUAUUUUUAGUUUAUUAUUAGAUGACCGAAUUUAUUAGGAUAUUUUUGUUAGUUUAAUUCGGUUAGUAUAAGAUAAGCUUAACUUUAAAGAUCAUAUUUGCAAAAUAUUAUCUUUACAAGUUAGAGUUAGUUUCCUAGUUAGAUUAGAAUUUGUUUUACCGAUUUUUAGGCUAAUUAUUUAGCUUAUAAAUACGUGAUGGUGUUUAACGAAAAGCAUGAUUGAUUGAUUUGAAAUUUAUAAAGUUUUACGUAAGCUUGUGCUUGUGUAUUCUUGGCCUAGUUUAGGUUUUAAGCUCGUGUUGCUUAGCGUUUCUUGACCGAGACUCAAGAUUCCAAACCUUUCAACUGCGAUUGAAGGUUAUAUCCAUCAAAAUUCAUAUCAUAUAUGAUUAUUCAUCAAUAUAUAAGUAAAACAUAUUUAUAUGAGAUUUUAUUAUAAUUUUUUAUCUUUAUUUGUAGUUUCAAAAACUAUAAUUUGUAAUAAUUUUCAUAACUUUUGAAAAUACAUAAUUGAAGAUACGAGUAAUUUUUUAAAACAUAUACUGAAAAAUGUGAUGACAUCAAGGGACACUCUAAAUUUAUUAAGUAUAUAUGUUGGAUUACAUUAUAGAUCACCAACACUUGCAUCAGCAAUAAGUAAUCUUUCCCUUGCCUUCACCUUUAUUGUAGCCAUCAUUUUCAGGAUGGAGAUAUUGAACCUACGUUCACAAAGUAGCAUACUAAAAUUGAUAGGAACCAUAGUAUCAAUUAGUGGAGCAUUCAUAUUGAUCUUCUACCAAGGACUACCAAUUAGUAAUAUAUUCCCUUCACCAACCAAGCCAUCUCUCCACUCUCUUGUGGAACUUGAUCAAACUCAACCAAAUUGGGUCCUUGGAGGGACCUUUCUCUCAAUGAGCUGCGUAGUCCUUUCACUCGCGUAUAUUACAAAGACUUGGAUUGCAAGGGACUACCUUUCUACGGUGCUAAUAAUACUUGUUACAUUUUUCUUUGAAACAAUAAUGGUAUUGUUUGUUACUUUUAUUGCAGAAAAUGAUGCUAGUGUUUGGAAACCAACCUUUGGUAUCGAAUUAACUUCUAUUCUUUUUGGGGCUAUAUCAAUUGGUACGUUAAAUAUUAUCGACACAUGGAUUUGCAAAAUGAAGGGACCAGUAUUUAUAGCAAUGUUUAAGCCACUUCAAAUGAUUAUAGCGGUAUUGUGGGAGCAUUUUUUCUUGGAGAUGUGCUACAUCUUGGGAGUGUAAUUGGAGGAUUGGUCAUAGCAGCUGGAUUCUAUACGGUGGUAAAAGGAAAAGCCGAAGAAGAGAUGCUUAAAAAAGAUGAUGAAAACAGGUUAACGUAUAUCAUAGAAGAAGAGCCACAUCCUCUAAAAAUUCCAAUGUUGGAUGACAAAAACAUGCAUGUUUAACAGUUUUUCCAGCAAUUUCUGAUAUUUGGUUAAAUCUACUAAUUAUAUAUUUUCCAAUGCAUACAAAGUAUAUGUACACAUAACACAUCUAAUUGUAUAUAACAUGAAUUCGAUUUGAAUAAUGAGUUACUCUUUUUAUUAUGGAGUACUUAUAAAAAGACUUGUAUUAUUAGAAACAAAUCAAAGAGAAAAAGUUGUAGUGGUACCCAAGUUAUCAGUUGUGCUGACAUAGACUUGCUCUAUUGUUUAAGGUUAGGCCUGGGUUAUUAAUGAAUUCAA
This is a messenger RNA of Chenopodium quinoa (quinoa), 3724 nucleotides long. RefSeq names its product WAT1-related protein At3g28050-like. Gene Ontology annotation, cellular component: plasma membrane. The coding region runs from base 2595 to 3281 and encodes 228 amino acids. The record is from RefSeq and is a predicted model, not a curated record. Gene Ontology annotation, molecular function: transmembrane transporter activity. The transcript has 5 exons. NCBI's taxonomy places the organism in Eukaryota, Viridiplantae, Streptophyta, Magnoliopsida, Caryophyllales, Amaranthaceae.